GCAGUGCUGAGCCGGGUUAGCAGCGUUAGCUCAGUGUGUGUGUGUGUGUGUGUUCCUGUCCCAGUCUCCUCACCGUGGCCUCACUUCCUGUUUCCGCCCGAGUCUCUCUCUCACACACACACACACACACACACACUGCUGCACGGGCUGCGGGAGGAUUGGAUUUGUGCUUCCUGACCCACAGAACCUGCGAAUGGCAGAAGAACAUGAGGAGAAGUUCAGAGCCGUCCUGAAGGUGACGAUCGUCUCCCCACAUUGUGAAAUCCAGACGUCUGGGGCUUUUGAGCUGCCGUUGCCCCGACAGUCAUCCCUCUGCUGAGUUCUCAUUAAGGUUGUGUGUGUGUGUGUGUGUGUUGGUGGAGUAGCAGUGGGGAGUAAGAAUGUGUAAGAGUGUAGCACUGUGAGGAUCGAGAGACAGAGAGAGAGACAUGCGGACGUGGACGGGCUCAUGGCGCUGGAUCAUGCUGGUGCUGCUGGCAUGGGGCACGUUGUUGUUCUACAUUGGAGGACACCUGGUGCGAGACAGUGAACCGUCUGAGCAUCCCAGCCGUGAACUGUCCAGAAUCCUGUCCAAGCUUGAGAGACUCAAACAUCAGAAUGAGGAGCUGCGGCGCAUGGCGGAGACGCUCAGGGUGCCGGAGAGUCAGGCUGAUGGAGACACGGGAGCUGCAGGGAAGCUGCGCAGCCUGGAGGAGCAGUUACUCCGAGCCAAAGAACAGAUCAAUUCCUACCGCAGCCUGCCUGUCGAUGGUCCAGGGAGGAACCAGGAGGAGUUACAGAGAAUGGUCGAGAGAGGGGUACGGGAGUUCUGGUACUUUGUACGCAGUGAGGUGAAGAAACUGGGCCAAGUGGAGACAGGAGAGCUGCAGAACCACAUCACCAUGCUCCUGGAGGACUUGAGCCAUCGGCAGAGGUCCAUCAUGACUGACUUGUACCACCUGAGCCAGGCCGAUGGAGCUGGAGACUGGAGGGAGAAGGAGGCCAAAGACCUUUCUGAUCUCGUACAGAACAGAAUAACAUACCUACAGAACCCACCAGAUUGUGGAAAGGCUCGCAAGCUGGUGUGUAACAUCAAUAAGGGCUGCGGUUACGGCUGCCAGCUGCAUCACGUGGUCUACUGCUUCAUGAUCGCCUACGGCACCCAGAGGACGCUCAUCUUAGAGUCACAAAACUGGCGCUACGCCACCGGGGGCUGGGAGACAGUGUUCAAACCCGUCAGUGAGACCUGCACCGACCGCACUGGAGUGUCUACUGGACACUGGUCUGGUGAGAAUAAUGAUCAGGCUGUACAGGUGGUUGAGUUGCCGAUCGUGGACAGCCUCCAUCCACGUCCUCCGUACCUGCCGCUGGCGAUCCCAGAGGAUUUGUCUGAGCGUCUGCACCGGCUGCACGGAGACCCCUCUGUCUGGUGGGUUUCUCAGUUCGUCAAGUAUCUGAUCCGACCCCAGGCUUGGCUUGAGAAAGAGAUUCGUGAAGUGACCGCCAAGCUGGGCUUCAAACACCCCAUUAUAGGAGUGCACGUGCGCAGGACAGAUAAGGUGGGAACAGAAGCUGCUUUUCACCCCAUAGAGGAGUACAUGCUGCAUGUAGAGGACCACUACCAAAGCCUGGCCCUGCGCACACACAUCGACAAGAAGCGUGUUUACCUGGCCACUGAUGACCCUUCACUCCUGCAGGAGGCUAAGACUAAGUAUCCAGAUUAUGAGUUCAUCAGCGAUAAUUCCAUCUCCUGGUCAGCUGGGCUGAACAACCGCUACACCGAGAACUCAUUAAGAGGAGUCAUCCUAGACAUCCACUUCCUGUCUCAGACUAACUUCUUGGUCUGCACCUUCUCCUCCCAGGUGUGUCGCGUGGCCUACGAGAUCAUGCAGACGCUACAUCCCGAUGCCUCCUCCUAUUUCUACUCACUUGAUGAUAUCUACUACUUUGGGGGGCAGAAUGCACACAACCAGGUGGCUAUUUAUCCACACGAGCCCCACAGUCAGGGUGAGAUCAUGCUGGAGCCCGGCGACGUGGUCGGCGUGGCCGGCAACCACUGGGACGGAUACUCCAAGGGCAUCAACCGCAAGACUGGGCGCACUGGCCUCUACCCCUCUUACAAGGUGAAGGAGAAAAUCGAGACAGUGAAGUAUCCCACAUACGGCGAGGCUGACAAGCUGCUUAAGAAACAGUAGAGGGAUGAAGAGACGCUGCGAAAUAUAUUGUACAUAUUUUAGUUCAAUGAAGAAAGCCUGGACCUCCUGAAUGGAAAUGCACUUGUGUGUGUGAGUGUGUGUGUGUGACUUUGGACCUGAAGGGGGGGUCGUUAGCAUUUGGGGGGGACAGACAAUGUUUAAACUGGACAAACAGGAUUAGCUAAAAUGCCACUGCAGGUGUUUUUCCUAAACCUCCACUUAAAAUGAAGGCAACCACGUUUGUACAUUUCAGAUAAAAUGAUGGAUAUAAUUAACCCAACAAAAAAGCAGCACUAAAGGCAGCUUAAUACGAAGGAUUCUUAAUCUGAACUCCAGCUCGAGCUGCACUGUUUUUUCCUGUGAAGUUUUUCUCCCGUAUGAACUGCGUCUUUACAUUACUCCUUCACCUCUUCUCUGUUCCUGUUCUCCGAACAUUAUCUCCACUCCACACCCUACAGACGUGGGCUUUUACUUUCCUUUGUUAUACUGUGCUUUUAAAAAACAUUAUUUAAAAAUGUUUCAGAGUAGUAAUAUAAUAUUAUUUGUCAGUGUGUGUCUGUGUGUUUGUGGAACUGAAAGCCAAAUAACGUGCCUAACAACAAUAGCUGAUGGAUCACACAACGCUACACAAAGUUGAUGCAAAUUCCAAGGCCUUAGAGAGGAUUACACUCCUGACCUUUUACUUCUUGCUGUUCAUUGUUUUCAAAUGAUUCUUUAAUGUUAAAUGUAAUGUUUAAAAAUGAAAACCAUGGGAACAGAAACUUAAAAUAAUUACUGUAUUAAAAAAAACAAAGCAAAGAAAGAAUAUAAAUGAUUGACAGUUAAAUAUCAUUGUGGUAACAUUUUAGUGUACUUGAGUGAUUUAAUAUUUUAUGUUUGCGUGAGAGCUGUCUUUUUCUAAACCGAUCAAAUAAACUUGAUCAGACAUUGUG
Clarias gariepinus (North African catfish) is the source of this 3106-nucleotide messenger RNA. It is a transcript of the gene fut8a, whose product is annotated as fucosyltransferase 8a (alpha (1,6) fucosyltransferase). Bases 429 to 2174 code for a protein of 581 amino acids. The transcript is spliced from 10 exons. Gene Ontology annotation, molecular function: glycoprotein 6-alpha-L-fucosyltransferase activity; protein binding. The record is from RefSeq and is a predicted model, not a curated record. Gene Ontology annotation, cellular component: Golgi cisterna membrane. NCBI's taxonomy places the organism in Eukaryota, Metazoa, Chordata, Actinopteri, Siluriformes, Clariidae. Gene Ontology annotation, biological process: protein N-linked glycosylation.